ACACUCAAUCGACUCUACCCAGAAUGCACCGCUCGCGUCUUAGCCUCUUAGCACAAGCUCUCUUUUACUGUAUCUGAGCUCAACACUUUGCCAUUUUCCGCGAACAGGCGCUUCUCUGAGGAGAAAUUGGGUCACAAAAUACUGAGAGAAACCCUCGACGCGUCUUCACGGUGUUCACCAGAGCCGCCGAUCCCCGCGCGUCGAUCUCCGCCCUCACCGCGUCGAGCGAGGCCAAUGCUGGUGUUCGGUCGGGCCGCUCGGGGGAAGCACUGGAGCUCGGGCCCGGGCUGAGGACAACCGAUCACCGAUCACACAGGCGCUGUUGGUCCGCGUGCUGAGAAUGAAGCGAGUGCACGAGGCGGACGAGAGGAGCGUGUCGGAGCUGUGCAAGCGGGUCCGCUGGGCCGGUUCUGAGGACGAGGCCGCGGUGGACUGGCGACUGCUCCCCGAGGAGAUCCUGCUGAUCGUCUUCCAGUACCUGCCUCUGCUGGACCGGGCCUGGGCCGCACAGGUGUGUCGCGGCUGGAACAACACCUUCCACACGCCGCAGCUCUGGAGGUGCUUCGAGUUCCAGCUCAACCAGCCGGCCAGCUCCUGCCUGAGGGCCACACACCCCGACCUCAUCAAGCAGAUCAUCACACGCCACUCCAACCACCUGCAGUACGUCAGCUUCAAGGUGGACAGCAGCACUGAAUCUGCAGAAGCCGCGUGUGAUAUCCUCUCUCAGCUCGUCAACUGCUCUCUGAAGACCCUCGGCCUCAUUUCCACCGCGAGACCCUCCUUCAUGGAGCUGCCCAAAUCUCACUUCAUCUCGGCGCUGACGGUGGUGUUCGUGAACUCGAAGUCUCUGGCGUCUCUGAAGAUCGAUGACACUCCGGUGGACGAUCCGUCACUCAAAGUGCUGGUGGCGAACAGCAGCGACACACUGAAGCUGCUGAAGAUGAGCAGCUGUCCACACGUGUCCCCCGCAGGAAUCCUGUGUGUGGCGGAUCAGUGUCACGGUCUGCGCGAGCUGGCGCUAAACUACCACCUGUUGAGCGACGAGCUCCUGCUAGCGCUGUCGUCGGAGCGGCACGUUCACCUGGAGCACCUGCGCAUCGACGUGGUGAGCGACACCCCGGGCCAGACCUUCCACUCCAUCAAGAAGAGCAGCUGGGACGCCAUGCUGCGCCACUCGCCCCAGUUCAACCUCGUCAUGUACUACUUCCUGUACGAGAACGAGUUCGGGCCGUUCUUCCGCGACGAGGUGCCGGUGACGCACCUGUACUUCGGCCGCUCGGUCAGCAAGGAGGUGCUGGGCCGCGUGGGGCUGACGUGCCCGCGGCUGGUGGAGCUGGUGGUGUGCGCUAACGGCCUGCGCCCGCUGGACGAGGAGCUGAUCCGCAUCGCUGAGCGCUGCCAACACCUGGCGGCCAUCGGCCUGGGCGAGUGCGAGGUCUCCUGCAGCGCCUUCGUGGAGUUCGUGAAGAUGUGCGGCAAGCGGCUCUCGCAGCUCUCCAUCAUGGAGGAGGUGCUGAUGCCCGACAACCAGUACGGGCUGGACGACAUCCACUGGGAAGUGUCCAAACACCUGGGGCGCGUCUGGUUCCCCGACAUGAUGCCCACCUGGUAGCCGGAGACGCUCGCUAGUAAUCGCGCUUAAACACUUCAUCAGGACAGCUGAGAUGAUGCGCUUCUCACACAGAAUACGGCAGUCAUGUGUUUAUUAGUCGUGUUUAAUGUGUGUGUGUGUGUGUGUGUGUGUAAGAGAGACUGUGGCGUUCAGAGGGAUGUGUGUGUGUGUGUGUGUGUGAGACGCCCUCUUGUGUUCAUAUGGAGCAUUUCCUCCCGAUCUUCACUGACGAGCUGCACAUAAAUUAAUCACUGCUUUGUGUCCACGAUUUGUCCGUCUGAAACACGUUCUGCAAAUCCUAAAGGUUUCCUCUGAUCCUCGGCUAUAAUCUGCAGUCGUCGAUCACAUGACCUCUGCCGAACCCCCGUCGGUGUGUGAGAUCGGACUCAGGCCCCGUCCACACUAAGAUUCAGAAUUAAAACGAAUACGAUCUCCGUCCACACCAGCGUUUUAUCUGCGUA
Molecule: messenger RNA, 2073 nt
Organism: Pimephales promelas (fathead minnow)
Lineage: Eukaryota; Metazoa; Chordata; Actinopteri; Cypriniformes; Leuciscidae
Gene: fbxl3b
Product: F-box and leucine rich repeat protein 3b
Cellular component (GO): mitochondrion
Molecular function (GO): protein binding
Source: RefSeq, a predicted model, not a curated record